AUGGCCCAGUCACGCGCACGCACCAAAGUAAUCAUCGUCGGUGGAGGUGGCACAAUGGGAUCAUCGACAGCCCUACACCUCCUCCGCUCAGGAUAUACUGCCUCAAACAUUACCGUGCUCGACGUAUACCCCAUUCCAUCAGCUCAAUCUGCAGGAAAUGAUCUCAAUAAGAUCAUGGGCAUUCGUCUGCGCAAUGCGCCCGAUAUACAACUCUCGCUGGAAGCUCUUGAUAUGUGGACGAAUGACCCGCUGUUUAAGUCAUUUUUCCAUCACGUUGGCAUGAUUGAUUGUUCGUCAUCGGAAGAGGGUAUCAAAGGUCUUGAACGGAAAUAUCAAGCUCUGGUCGAUGCGGGUAUUGGACUUGAGAAGACGAACUUUUGGUUAGACAGCGAGGAGAUUCGGGCUAGAGUACCUCAUUUUUCGCAGGAACAAACCGAGGGAUGGAGAGGCUUGUUCUGUGGCGAGGGAGGCUGGCUUGCGGCUGCGAAAGCUAUCAAUGCAAUAGGAAAGUUCUUGGCAAAUCAAGGCGUCAAUUUUGGGUUUGGAGGAGCUGGAACAUUCAAGCGACCUCUAUUCACCGAUGAAACAAUCUGCAUCGGCGUAGAGACGAUAGAUGGAACCAAGUAUCAUGCUGACAAGGUGGUUCUAGCUGCAGGGGCUUGGAGUCCCACACUAGUCGAUCUUGAGGAUCAAUGUGUUUCAAAAAGCUGGGUCUACGCUCACGUUCAACUCACGCCAGAAGAGGUGUCAAAAUACAAGAAUACCCCUGUCAUAUACGAUGGUGAAUACGGCUUCUUUUUUGAGCCAAACGAAAACGGCAUAAUAAAAGUCUGCGACGAAUUUCCUGGCUUCUCCCGCUUCAAGCAACAUCAACCAUAUGGUGCUUCCGCUCCGAAACCUAUCUCUGUUCCUCGAUCACAUGCUAAACAUCCGACUGAUACGUAUCCCGAUGUCUCGGAGAUAACUAUCAGGAAAGUGAUCGCGAGAUUUCUGCCACAGUUCAAGAAUAAAGAGCUUUUUGAUCGAGCUAUGUGCUGGUGUACUGAUACUGCGGAUGCCAAUCUGUUAAUUUGUGAGCAUCCGCGAUGGAAGAAUUUUAUUCUGGCUACUGGGGAUAGUGGACAUAGCUUUAAGCUUCUGCCGAAUAUUGGUCGACAUGUUGUUGAGCUGAUUGAAGGGUCUUUGUCGGAUGAGCUGGCUUAUGAGUGGCGAUGGAGACCUGGUGGUGAUGCGUUGAAGUCUAUACGGGGUGCGCCGGCCAAGGAUCUCGCCGAUAUGCCGGGGUGGAAGCAUGAUUCGAAGUUAUGA
This is a messenger RNA of Penicillium odoratum, 1308 nucleotides long. Its product is annotated as NAD(P)/FAD-dependent oxidoreductase. The transcript has 7 exons. The record is from RefSeq and is a predicted model, not a curated record. Bases 1 to 1308 code for a protein of 435 amino acids. Gene Ontology annotation, molecular function: sarcosine oxidase activity; flavin adenine dinucleotide binding; saccharopine oxidase activity. NCBI's taxonomy places the organism in Eukaryota, Fungi, Ascomycota, Eurotiomycetes, Eurotiales, Aspergillaceae.